This is a messenger RNA of Ruditapes philippinarum (Manila clam), 1719 nucleotides long. RefSeq names its product neuroglian-like. NCBI's taxonomy places the organism in Eukaryota, Metazoa, Mollusca, Bivalvia, Venerida, Veneridae. Gene Ontology annotation, molecular function: protein binding. The record is from RefSeq and is a predicted model, not a curated record. Bases 19 to 1059 code for a protein of 346 amino acids. The transcript has 5 exons. Gene Ontology annotation, biological process: cell-cell adhesion.
UUCACCUAUCUGUUGAACAUGUCGCACAUGUUGUUGUAUAUUAUUCUCUUCAUUAUUGCUGGAGGUUUGUUUACUUGUACAGGUCAACCAUUUGCUCCAGUAAAUGUAAAGUUAUUAAGUUGUCGAGGGAAUUCGGCCAAUAUCAAGUGGACUAACGGGGAUAACAACAAUGUUCCAUUUCAAUAUGAAAUUCAGUAUAACACAUCAUAUCAUCCAGAUCAAUGGGUCAAUGCCAAAACAGUGAAUAACACAGACAGUGCCUCUAUUCUACUGUCACCUUAUACAAGAUACACAUUUAGAGUAAUAGCUACAGACGGUGUUGGCAAAAGUUCAACAAGUCGUCAUACACAACAAGAAUGCAGAACUCCGUCUGCUAGGCCAUAUAAAAACCCCCGGAAUAUUUCAUCAAUUGGAGAUAAAAAAGGCAUGCUUAAAAUUUUAUGGACACCAAUAAAAGAAGAGGAACAUAAUGGUCCUGACUUUAGAUAUGUGAUACAUUUCAAACAGCGGGAUAGUGACGUUAGUUCACAUCUGUACCAAGUUUAUGACUGGAAAAGAAGUUCUGAAGAAUUUGUGGUAGGACAACCAUAUACACCAUAUUUAGUGACAAUACAAGCUAGAAACGCUCUCGGAGAGGCAACGGAAGUGCCGUCAGAAUACCUUGUGUAUUCAUACGAGGACAUUCCGAAAGUCUGGCCUUUGGAAGUCAAUGCUAUAGCUAUAGGUAACACUGCAGCAAAACUUGAGUGGAUAUGGGAUUAUAUUUGGCUUGAAGAACAAGGCGAGAUGAAUUACAUUCAGGGCGAAUUGAAAGGGUUUAAAGUCAGUUAUUGGUGUUCAGAAAAGAAGUCGGUCACACUGCAUGACGUUGAUAUCCCACUUGAAGAUUUCAUGUCUGGUUUGAAUUAUACAGGCAGGAAAAUACAGUCUUCUUUUGUUUUAACCAAUCUUACAAAAUGUAACAGUGUGCAAGCCAAUGUUGCUAUUUUGAAUAACUUUUAUGUAGGGCUUCCGAGUGAAACCAUUGAAUUCGAUGGGCGAGGAGGUAAUAUUGCAUAAUGAAAUAUGAUUACAUUGUUUCAUACAACGUUAUGUCGAAAUUGAAUAAAAUACAGUACAGCGAAUAACUUGUGAGAAACUUAAUUUUAUGUAAAUAUAUUUUGUUUAUCAAUAAACAAUUGUGCUAGAUGCCAAAAUGUUGUCACUGCAUUUAAAAUUUAUAUGUAGGGAUGGUGCAACAUCCAAAGUCGGUAAAAAUAUAAUGUAAAGAUUGGUGUACAUAAACACAAUAAUUACUUAACAACACAGAAAAUCCAUAAUGACGACUAUCGACAGAGGCCGCAUUAAAAAUCGUCAUUCUCACAACGGCACUUCUUUUUAAAAUACCGUUAAGGAUGAAGAAAUAAAAUGAGCCGCGUCACGACAAAACCAACACAGUGCGUUUGCGACCAGCAUGGAUCCAGACCAGCCUGCGCAUCCGCGUAGUCUGAUCAGGAUUCAUGCUGUACUUUACUUGUAAUAGGGUUGGUAAGCGAACAGCGGAUGCGCAGGCUGGUGUGGAUCCAUGCUGGUCGCAAACGACUAUGUUGGUUUUGUCGUGACGCGGCUCAAAUUUUGUUCGUCCGUUAGGCGCCUCGGCACAAUCCAAACACUAAACGUCUCGCCUUCGACAUCUUAAAUAAAAAACUUUAAAAUAAAUAUUUUGAUAAUUCUUCUUAA